Molecule: messenger RNA, 1923 nt
Organism: Setaria italica (foxtail millet)
Lineage: Eukaryota; Viridiplantae; Streptophyta; Magnoliopsida; Poales; Poaceae
Exons: 11
Coding region: 375-1658 (427 amino acids)
Source: RefSeq, a predicted model, not a curated record
ACAGCCGGGCCCAAAGCCACUCGCGCACCCAGCCUCCCUCCGUCCCUGUCCCUCCAGGCUCCAGCGAAAGCGCGGCCGUGCUCGGCGCCAAACUGCUUCUCGGGCCGCCGCCACCGCCUCACGGCCUCAGCAGCAGCGCCGCUCCUACCUCGGCCCGAUCUCUUCCACUGCUGGUUAUUUUCUGUCUUCAGCGCACUGGAUCGAUCCAUCGCUUGUUGGUACCUAAUUUAGGUGCGGAUGCAGUUUAUUCUCAAAUUUUUUGUGAGGUUGUAACUUCUCCCGAGUUAGCGUCCGAGCAGGAUGUUCUUGCACCAGCAAGAACCUGAGGCUGAUUAGCAUGCCCAGCUUCAAAACAAGGUCAGCAGGCUAGCAGCAUGGAGGAUAAGGAUAAAUCAGACGGCUGGGAUGAGGAUUUGGAAGAAGCUGAUGAGUUGGCGUGUGUGCAAAAAUAUCCUGUUAGCACCUCUUUCCUUGCUUCUGGAAUAAGCAGAAGGAACAAAAGUGAAAAGAAACCCAGAUUCUCAAUACGAGGACAUGAUUUUGUUCCAUAUGAUGUAAAGACAGAAAUCUUGCAUAUCAGGGGCCAUGAAGGUACAUAUGGAGUGCCAUCAACUAAACUUUCACAAACUAUGGUGGCUGAACGGUUGGAAAAUAUCGAGGAAGAAUCUGAAGAUUUGACCCCGGAGCUCCCCCUUCAUACCAAGAAAGCAAAUACUUCAGUUUCAGAGCUUCUGGAAGAUUUACAGGGUAGAAGUGGUUCCUCUGUGAGGAAACCAUAUAUGUUGCAACAGCACACGCUGAAUAUUAGAGAGCAAGAAGUUUCAUCCAGAGUGCCACCAGCUAAAGCUUCACAAGCUUUGAUGGCUGAACGUUUUGGAAAUAGCAAGGAAGAAACUGAAGAUCUGCCAUCAGAAUUUGCUCAUCCGAUGAAGAAAGCAAAUCUUUCGGUUGCUGAACUUCUAGAAGAUCUACAGGGUAGAAGUAGCUCUCCUGUCGGGGCAGCAUCGUUGCGCCGACACACGGGAGCUAAAGAUUGGACCGCUUCCGAGAAGAAAACUCUAGCUAUUCUGGGAGAGAGUAUUGACAGUGAGGAUCCCUUGGAGCAUAUAACUGAUGGAACAUCUAGUGAGGAGGAAGAUGUUACUGAAAACCACUUGGCUUUGGUGAACAAAGAUGUGAAGCACCAAACUAUGGCUGACCUAUUCCAAGAAGUUUUCGAUCCAUCAAACCUGGAGGUUGCCAUGCUUCCAAUGAGAUCCACUGGGGCUGGUUAUCAUGGAAGGAUGCAACAGAUUAUGCAGAUGGAAAAAGAUAGGCAUGCAGAGUUCUUGAGACAGUUUAAUAUAGAGAAAGGUUAUUUAGGUGAUUCAAAGGGAAUUACUGUUCAGAUUAUGUCAAGGUCGUUGGAAGGAAAGCUAACAGUCUGCCACUGCUUGUUCCAGGAAAAGAAUAAUUCUACCAUUACACGUGAAGCCUCAACAGACCAUGCUAUGUGUGAAAGCAGAACUAUGGGGACCAUUAUAUUUAGUCCAAAGAUAUGUGACAAUGUGGAUCUUCUGGUAGGAAACAUAAUUCGCAUCUUCCCACCAUGGAAGGAAAUUAGAUUACAAGAGGAGGACGUGAUCCUUUGCACCUACUUUUCGCAUCAUGGGGCAUGAUUGUGGAGAUUCUACUGCACUGCGAGCCGACAAGCUUAACCGUGUCUGAAGUCAUGGUGGUUGCCAAUCAAACGCUGCCUGCUGGUUGCUUAGAACCCUUAGAUGUUGUUCAUGUACUAGGUGAUUCGAACAAUCGGUACAGUUUACAAUCCGAAGCUGUUGUAUUGUUGAGCCGUUCAUCCCUGACGAGCGUGUGGAGCAUAGGUGCUGAUGUUGAUCUCACUGUGGCUUUCAUAACAGAGCCUGUUUGGCUGUUUUUCCUUCA